AUGGAUUUGGAUCAAUGGAUUUCGAAGGUUAAAGAAGGCCAACAUCUCUCUGAGGACGAGCUUCAGCUUCUAUGCGAAUACGUGAAAGAGAUUCUCAUCGAGGAAUCAAAUGUACAACCUGUCAACAGUCCAGUCACCGUCUGUGGUGAUAUCCAUGGCCAGUUUCAUGAUCUAAUGAAGCUUUUCCAGACCGGAGGCCAUGUUCCCGAGACAAACUACAUUUUUAUGGGAGAUUUCGUUGAUAGAGGUUACAACAGUCUUGAAGUUUUCACUAUUCUUUUGCUUCUUAAAGCAAGACAUCCAGCUAAUAUCACACUUUUGCGUGGAAAUCAUGAAAGCAGACAGCUAACUCAGGUGUAUGGUUUCUAUGACGAAUGCCAAAGGAAGUACGGUAAUGCUAAUGCAUGGAGAUAUUGCACGGAUGUUUUUGACUAUCUUACACUCUCAGCUAUUAUAGAUGGCACUGUUCUAUGUGUUCAUGGUGGCCUUUCACCUGACGUACGGACAAUUGACCAGAUAAGACUGGUUGAGCGGAAUUGCGAAAUCCCGCAUGAAGGACCGUUCUGUGAUCUUAUGUGGAGCGAUCCUGAAGAUAUUGAAACAUGGGCUGUCAGUCCUCGUGGAGCUGGUUGGCUUUUCGGGUCCCGAGUUACUACUGAGUUUAACCAUAUAAACAAUCUCGAUCUAGUAUGUCGUGCACACCAGCUUGUACAAGAAGGUCUCAAAUACAUGUUCCAAGAUAAAGGCCUCGUAACUGUGUGGUCUGCGCCUAACUACUGCUACCGCUGUGGGAAUGUGGCGUCUAUAUUGAGUUUCAAUGACAACAUGGAAAGGGAAGUGAAGUUCUUUACGGAGACGGAAGAAAACAAUCAAAUGAGAGGGCCAAGAACAGGUGUUCCUUAUUUCCUGUGA
This is a messenger RNA of Microthlaspi erraticum, 912 nucleotides long. The record is from the annotation of a GenBank genome assembly. Lineage: Eukaryota; Viridiplantae; Streptophyta; Magnoliopsida; Brassicales; Brassicaceae.